This is a messenger RNA of Encephalitozoon hellem ATCC 50504, 627 nucleotides long. RefSeq lists its product as uncharacterized. NCBI's taxonomy places the organism in Eukaryota, Fungi, Microsporidia, Unikaryonidae. The transcript has a single exon. The record is from RefSeq and is a predicted model, not a curated record. The coding region runs from base 1 to 627 and encodes 208 amino acids.
AUGGAGGAAGCAGAAUACAACGGUCCAUCCUCAAAGCUCAAAUUGCAUAUUUAUAGUAAGGUUCCAAAAAAGAAGCAUGUAAGAGAAAAUAUUGUUGUAAGAAGUUAUACCAAAAACCCGAGGAGAAAGCCCAAACCUUGGAGCCCUGAAGAGGAGGAGGCGCUUCUCAAGGGAAUCAAGGAGCUAGGACAUGGAAAGUGGAAGGAAAUCCUCGAAAAGUACAAAAACAUUUUCCAUGAAUGCAGAAGGCAUAUAGACUUGAGUGACAAGAUCAGGGUGAUGAACAAGAAGGCGUCCUAUUACUACACCACAAAAAUAAACUUCAUCGAGGUUAAUGAUGAAGGAGAAGAGGUCUCGAAUGCCCUUGGAGAAAGGCGUGUGUAUCCAUCGAAGUUUCCUUAUUCCGCUGCAAAAAAGGCAGGGCUGUAUAGAUUGUCUUCUGGGGUGAAGGAAGCAGUGAUUAAUAUCCAAGGGGAAAGGAACGGCGUCAUAGUCAGGCACAAAUAUCAUGUAUCCGUGUCUCCAGAGUCUCGUACUGGAAUCAACCUUGUUAAGAUAGGUAGCGAAACUAUAGAAAAGGCUGCACAGCCAAAGAAAACACAUGAAGCCCUUAGCACCGAAGAAUAA